This is a messenger RNA of Pelodiscus sinensis (Chinese soft-shelled turtle), 1660 nucleotides long. NCBI's taxonomy places the organism in Eukaryota, Metazoa, Chordata, Testudines, Trionychidae. The record is from RefSeq and is a predicted model, not a curated record.
GUGGGAGCCGAAGGAGCUAAGCUGGCAGGACGCUCUCCGCAGAAUGUGCUCUUCACCAAAGAGCGGGCCAAAGCAGGCGAAGAUGAGAAUCCCUGCGGGACCUACAAAAGCACUAAUGUUGUAGUAGCCCGGCACCUGUGGCUGGCAGCGACCUCCUCCAUCGCAGACCGUGAUGGUGUAUUGACCGAGAAGAGCCCUGCUUUUUUUUAUUUUUCCUUCCCCUCCCUCCCCCCUCACGUUUCGGUGGCUGUGGGGUUUGUAUGGCAGCGGCGUAACCGUGGAGAGGCCGGGGUAUCACAAACUUAUGGAUUUUGAUAAGAGAGGAGGGAAAGGGGAGACAGAGGAAGGCAAAAGAAUGUCCAAGGCAGGUGGAGGAAGGAGCAGCCAUGGGAGCCGGAGCGCAGGGACAAACUCUGGAGUCUUAAUGGUGGGCCCCAACUUCCGUGUCGGGAAGAAGAUCGGAUGUGGCAACUUCGGGGAGCUCCGCCUAGGAAAGAAUCUCUAUACGAACGAAUACGUAGCUAUAAAAUUGGAGCCGAUCAAAUCCCGGGCCCCGCAGCUGCAUCUGGAGUACCGGUUCUACAAGCAGCUCGGCAAUGCGGGUAAGGAGCGGCCCUGCCGGCCGGCGGCGCCAAUGGGGGAGCGUAACCGUCACUGCCGAGGCCCGGCUGCUCGGCUAAGGGGGCGUCUCCUGGCAGAGCCCGGCCUCGCGCUGACCCUGGCCCUCCCGCAGAUCACGCGCAUGGAGUACGUCCACACCAAAAGCCUGAUCUACAGAGACGUCAAGCCGGAGAACUUCCUGGUGGGGCGGCCAGGCAGCAAGCGCCAGCACACCAUCCACAUCAUCGACUUCGGCCUGGCCAAGGAGUACAUCGACCCUGAGACCAAAAAACACAUCCCCUACCGCGAGCACAAGAGCCUGACGGGCACGGCGCGCUACAUGAGCAUCAACACGCACCUCGGGAAAGAGCAAAGCCGCAGGGAUGACCUGGAGGCGCUAGGGCACAUGUUCAUGUACUUCCUGCGGGGCAGCCUCCCGUGGCAAGGGCUCAAGGCCGACACGCUCAAGGAGCGGUAUCAGAAGAUCGGGGACACCAAAAGAGCCACCCCCGUCGAAGUCCUGUGUGAGAACUUCCCAGGUAAGGGCCCGGCCCGAGUCGGGAGAGCCCUGAGGGACGGAAGCCCUCCCCCACGUUUGUCCUCCUGGUGUCUUGAUCUGCAGCCAACUCCGAUCGGCACAAUCCACAGCGACGUCCAGGUGCAGCCUCCGAACCGAGACAAAGCACAGCCACACACCAAACACCAGGUGAGCCGCCCGCUGGCCAGGCCAUUCCCGGCGGCUCGGCCAUGGUGGAGCAGAGCGAACCGGUCCAAGCACCAGCCAGUUCAUAGGGGGAGCGGAAGGGGUCCAGGGAUUGUUAGCCGCUCUCCUGAGGCCUGGGAGGCAGCUCUGGCCGGUCCAGGAGAGAUCCUGGCUGGCCCGUCCCCGGGCGCGGUGCAUGCAAAUGAUGGAACGCGGGGCACGUUCUAUCGGCGAGUGACACGUGGGUUUGUGUGGCACACAGACGGGUCCCAGGCUCCGUCAUUAAUGGCAGGGGCGGGGCCUGAUCUGGGGGCGGGGCCACUGACUGGCAGGAACUCAGCUGGGACACAGAAGUGA